Messenger RNA from Cuscuta epithymum, 3045 nucleotides. Lineage: Eukaryota; Viridiplantae; Streptophyta; Magnoliopsida; Solanales; Convolvulaceae. The record is from the annotation of a GenBank genome assembly.
CAAUCUAUUUAUCUGUCUAGGAAGUAGGUCGGCCUCACAUCUUCUCCAUCUUCUUCUUCCAUUUUCAACUUUCGCUUUUUAUUCCUUGCUCAAUAGAUAAAGUUAGUUUUUUUUUCCGGGAUCAAACAGAGAUAUUACGUAAUUUACCCAUUAAAACAGGGAGACGAGAUUAUAUAUGGCGACGGUGCUUCAUCCAGUCUCCAACACUUUACCACCCACAGCCACUACCAUUACCUCCAAAUCAAUGGCCUAUAAGGAAGUCGAAUCAUGCUCAACAAUGGCGGAGCUUAAUGAGGUCCAUGCACAAACCAUAAAGCUUGGUCUUUCAAGUGAUAACAAUGCAAUGGGCAGAGUUAUCAAGUUCUGUGCUAUAUCUGAAUCAGGAGACUUAAACUAUGCCCUCAAAGUGUUUGACACUCUGCCUGAACCAGACACCUUCAUAUAUAACACUAUUAUCAGAGGGUACUUAAAAAGAGGGCUUCCUAAACGUGCAAUUGUUUUUUACUCCCAGAUGUUGAUGACCUCAGUCUGGCCUAAUAGCUUUACUUUCCCUCCGCUAAUCCGAUGUUGUUGUCUCACCAAUAUGACCGGAGAAGGAAAGCAGAUACAUGGUCACGUGAUAAAGUUUGGUUUUGGGUCUGAUGGGUUUUCCCAGAACAAUCUGAUUCACAUGUAUGGAAAUUUCAAUUGCUUGGAAGAAGCCAGUAAGGUGUUUGAUGGGUUGCCUUGCAAAGAUGAUGUUGCUUGUACAACAUUGAUAAGUGGGUAUGCACAGUGGGGGCAUAUUGACGAAGCUUCAAGUGUUUUUGAGUCAAUACCAGAGAAAAAGAAGAACUCCAUUUGUUGGAAUGCCAUGAUUUCAGCAUAUGUCAAGAAUGACAGAUUUCAUGAGGCAUUUGCUUUAUUUGAGAGGAUGCGAGCUGAGGGCGUGCCAGUUGAUAAGUUUGUUGCUGCAAGCAUUUUGUCAGCCUGUGGAGGACUAGGAGCUUUAAAGCAAGGGGAAUGGAUCGUGGAACACAUCAAUAAAAGCAACAUUAAUGUCGUGGAUGACUCCAAGUUGGCUAAUAAGAUCAUUGAUAUGUACUGCAAGUGUGGAUGUUUGGGUAAGGCAUUUAAUUUUUUUAAUGUUCUGCCAAGGAAAGGGAUAUCUUCCUGGAAUUGCAUGAUUGGAGGGUUUGCAGUGCAUGGUAGAGGAAAGGAAGCAAUUGAUCUUUUCAAAGAAAUGGAAAGGAAGGGGCUGGUUCCGGAUGAUGUUACCUUUGUGAAUGUACUCAGUGCAUGUUCUCAUUCAGGGUUGAUUGAAGAAGGGAAGUUUUACUUUGAUUAUAUGAACACAACCUACAAGAUUGAGCCUAGGGUUGAGCAUUACGGAUGUUUGGUUGAUAUGUUCGGAAGAGCCGGAUUACUAAAUGAAGCAAGCAGAGUUAUAGAGCAAAUGCCUUAUAUGAGUAGUCCGAAUGUAGGUGUCAUGGGUGCCCUUCUUGGUGCCUGUAAAAUCCACAAUGACAUCGAUUUAGGUGAGCAGUUCGGUCGGACAGUGAUUGAGUUGGAUCCUCACAAUAGUGGCCGCUACAUUUUGCUGGCUAAUCUAUAUGCCAAUGCUGGUAGAUGGGAAGAUGUUGCUGAAGUGAGAAAGCUGAUGAAUGACAGAGGGGUGAAAAAGUCUCCAGGCUACUCGAUGAUUGAAGUGGAGGGAGGUGUGGUUGAUGAGUUCAUUGCAGGAGGAAUAACUCAUCCCCAAGCCCAGGAAAUAUAUGCUAAAGUUAAUGAAAUGCUCAACAGAAUUAGAUCUGAAGGCUAUGUUCCUGAUGAAACAGAUGGUGUGUUACUUGGUAUCAGUGAAGAGGAGGAAAUGGGAAACCUGAUAACGAACUACCAUAGCGAGAAAUUGGCAAUUGGGUUUGGAUUGUUGAAGACUAAACCUGGUGAAAUUAUUCGGAUCACUAAAAAUCUGAGAGUUUGUAGAGACUGUCACAGAGUUAGCAAGCUAGUAUCGAAACUCUACGAUCGAGAAAUCAUUGUAAGGGAUAGGAAUCGGUUCCAUCAUUUCAAAGGAGGAGAGUGUUCUUGUAAUGACUACUGGUAAAGAACUGGAAUGUUUAUCUUCUUUGAAUCUGAAAUGUAUCUUAUAUAUAUAUAUAUAUAUAUAUAUAUAUAUAUAUAUAUAUAUAUGUAUGUAUAUAUAUAUAUAUCUGAGAAACAUGGACUGUAGCUACUAGAGAAGGUUUCAACUCCUCAUCAUCAUCAUUACCCCAGUUCCGCAAAGGCUCCCACCUACGGUGGGAUAAGGGAGUCGGAUGUACGAAGCUUUACUCCUGUACUAAAGCAUAGAGAUACUGUUUCCGGAUGACCCUGCGAAAAUUACGUCGAAAAUUGCAUGAAAUGACUGCUUAUUGAUAACAAAGAAGCACGGACAGUUUAGUGAGUCACUUUGCUUUAUUCGUUCAUAUUCUCAAGCCAAAAAAUAUUGAAUUUUUGGCUCCAUUGCAAAUGAUAGAAAAAGAGUGGCUGUGGAAGUGUUGGUCAUGGCGGCACGGUGGCAUAUGGCCGUGAUGGGUUAGGGUGCUCUCUGUGUGUGGUACUUUUCUCGACUUUUGAGUUCCGUUAGAUCCUUUAUGAGCAUAUUCAAUAGUCCAAUGGAGAUUUGUGGAUUGCCAAAGAUACAAAUUAGAGGUUGAUGUAAAAAGAAGAAAAGAACCUUCUCCAAUGCAAAUAUCUAUUAAUUGUGAUGCUGAUUUGAAAUUCUAAAAAAGCCACCCUAAACUUCAGCAUCUGAUUUCAAAAGCCUGCUAAAUAUGCUGACUCAGCAAAAAGUUCUCUCGAUAGAAAUCCCUUUUGAGGGUAAAUCAGUAGUAUAUGACAGCAAAAAAUGUGUGAAGUUCUAAAGGUGCGAUGCUUCACCAAGGAAAAGCCAGAAAAGAGAAAACAAAGAUUUUUUCCCAAACCUCUAUCUUCUUCAAUCUUCUCCAAACUGCUUCAAACUUAUCCAGGUAAUAUUUUUUAAACUUUCUCCUUUUAAUUUGGUCAUGGUUGGCUGCAUACAGG